Molecule: messenger RNA, 348 nt
Organism: Dictyostelium discoideum AX4
Lineage: Eukaryota; Evosea; Eumycetozoa; Dictyosteliales; Dictyosteliaceae
Exons: 1
Coding region: 1-348 (115 amino acids)
Source: RefSeq, a predicted model, not a curated record
AUGCCACAUACAAGCGUUAAAAAGACAAAAACAAAUAUAAAUCAACAAAAGUAUAUUGAAAAUUGGGAAGGAUAUGAACAUGUUAAGAGAAAAUUGAUUAAAUUAAGAAUGAAAUAUAAAUGUUCAUCAAAUUCACUAAAAAGAAUAUGUGGGGGUGAAGAAUUGAUACAUAAUACAUUAUCAGCAAUGAAUGGAAACACAUAUAAAAUAAAGCAUGUUGUAAUAGACCCAUCCACCCCUGUGGUAUAUAAUUUAAAGAGACAUAAUCAUUUGUCGGCAUAUAUAACAAGAAAGUAUAAUUUUUCACCAUUUCUUGUUGAAAAAACCAAAGAUGAUUUAUUUAUGUAA